AUGAGAGCAUUUCUCUUGAUCGGUGUGAUUGAGUUUUACCUUGUUGUUACUAACUUAAGUAUCGUUGUAUCACUGGUUUCAAACAAUUGGAAUUUGAAAGUAGAUUCUUCAUUUUUGAAUGAAAAUUUGGAGCUAUGGAUUAAACCGCGGAUUGUUUUGAAAUGGAAAACAUCAAUCAUUGGUUUCUCAAGCAACGAAGAAAUCAGAAUUCGCCAGCAGAUCCAACAGGCGUUUGAUCAUUGGAGCGUCUAUCCCAAUAUCAACUUUCGUGAAACAUUGGAUAACAAUGAGGUUAACUUCAACUUAACUUUUAUUGCUAAGUCUGAUGAACAGAAUAUUUCCUUGAACGAAGUUAAAGUAAUUUUCAUGCAUACAAUUGAACCGUUCUCUGCAAAUAUUCUAUUGGAAAUAAACAAAGAUGCUUACAAUAUCAAUGAUUCAUUUUUCAAUAAUUCCAAUGCAAUAAUGAAGUAUUAUAUAGGAUAUACUCUUGGAAUCGAAUAUCUGGACGAUAUAUUAUUAGAUCACAUCGACACAACAAUAGUUUUACCUUCUGAUCAAACUAGAUUUACACGAGCGAUUACAACAGCUACUGAGACAGACUAUGAACCUACCAAAUCCCGAAUGGAAAAAGGACGUUACGUGAAUUCAUUCAAUUCGAAAUUUAAACUUCCUAGUCUAUCAGUUACAUUGAGAUGGAAAUUUCUGGCACGAAAAAAUACGCGUUUACCGGCCAAGAGAAAAGAGCUCGAUGAUAUUUUACCAGUAAUCCGACAUUCUAAAUCGGAAGAUUUGUAUCGCACCAGACACGGUAUACGAUUUAUCUGGAUUGGACAUGCUUCAAGUUAUGUUCAAUUGAAUAAUUUUCGGUUUCUUCUUGAUCCAAUAUUCAGUAAUCGAUGUGGUAUCGGUUCAUUAAUUGGCCCAAAACGAUUUCGUCCGCCGCCAUUGACAGUCGAUGAUCUACCAGAUAAUCUCGAUGCCGUAUUUAUUUCACAUAACCAUUUUGAUCAUCUCGAUUAUACGAGCGUUAAAAGUUUAAAUAAACGAUUUAGUCAACAACUGACAUGGUUUUGUGGGCGAGGUCUUCGAAAAUGGUUUCUCAAACAUGGCGUAAAGAAUGUCAUUGAACUCGACUGGUGGGAAACUCAUCAUUUUUCAGAGAAAAACGUCAGCAUUGCUUUCUGUCCAGCACAACACUGGAGUGGUCGUGGUCUAACGGAUAUAAACAAAUCUCUUUGGGGUGGAUUCGCUAUCUGGGAUAGGAAACAUAAGUUCUACUUCGCUGGUGACACUGGCUAUACGCACAAUAUCUCAAUCUUUCGGCAGAUUGGUAGAAAGUAUGGUCCAUUUGAUCUAAGUGCUAUACCAAUUGGUUCGUACGAACCACGUUGGAUGAUGUCACCUCAGCAUGUUUCGCCAGCCGAAGCUGUUCAGAUACAUAUAGAUAUUCGAUCGAAGCGUUCAAUCGGAGUGCACUGGGGCACAUGGGCGUUCGCUAAUGAAUAUUUCAUGGAGCCGAAAAGUAAACUUUCGGAAGCGGUAGAAAACAAACAACUUGAUCCAUCGUCAUUUAUUGUAGUCAAGCAUGGCGAGGUUUUCGAUGUACUCUAA
Molecule: messenger RNA, 1614 nt
Organism: Adineta ricciae
Lineage: Eukaryota; Metazoa; Rotifera; Eurotatoria; Adinetida; Adinetidae
Source: the annotation of a GenBank genome assembly